This is a messenger RNA of Anthostomella pinea, 483 nucleotides long. The record is from the annotation of a GenBank genome assembly. Lineage: Eukaryota; Fungi; Ascomycota; Sordariomycetes; Xylariales; Xylariaceae.
AUGGGAAUUUGUGCUUCCUGUCUCGGUGGUCGGCGAAACGAGUCGUACGACGAGGACGAUGUGUCGCGACUGCUCUUCGACGAUGCGAACAACAUUCAGUACGGCAGCUUUGGCGAGCACAACCCGAACCCCCAAGCCGAUCCACUCGAGUCGCAACGAGAAGCCGAAGCUCUCCAGAGGGUGGUAGCGCGAACCUCCAAUAAUCUGGUCGAUGUUUUCGAGAUUGCGCCUCAGGAGUCGCAGAGGACGCAUCCGGCCAUGUUCUCGGGCCAAGACGUUCGUCUAGCACAGUACCAGAACAUCUUGUCGAAAUUGUCGCUGGACGAUGGAAGCGCUUUUGCCGAGGGCAAUCAUGGAUUCGUGGAGUGGCUAUUGAACGAGGAUGACACCACAGAACUCCACGGGAAAAGCCCGAGCAUCAAAGAUGGAUCAGGCGAGCCUCUUGUAGGCACAUUUGCAGAUGCGGUCACCGCAGUAGCAUGA